UUCCUGGCCUCAGUCAUCUCCGACUGCUCUCGUCUCACCCCUCACUUGGCUCGCUGGCUUCGAGAUGCUCUCCUCUCAGCUCUUCUGCCUCCUGGGGCUGCUGGCCACGGGGGGCCUGGCCUGGAACACCUGCCCCCUACUGGGACAGAGCUUCCACAGCCUGCUGCCAGUCACCCGGGACCUCAGGGAGCGAUUCAAGGCCUUUCAGAUCCAGUACAACAAGAGCUACCCUGAUGCAGCAGAACAAGAAUGCCGCCUUAAGAUCUUUGCUGACAACCUGGCUCGAGCCCAGCAGCUGACGGAGGAGCACCAGGGUUUGGCCCAGUUUGGGGUGACCCGAUUCAGUGACCUCACAGGUAAGGGGAAAAAUUGCAACAGCUGUUGGGCCAUUUCCGCUGUGGGCAACGUUGAAGCCUUGUGGGCCAUCAACUACCAACAGCUCUUCAAGCUCUCUGUGCAAGAGCUGCUGGACUGCCGCCGCUGUGGACAAGGCUGUGAGGGCGGCUUCGUCUGGGACGCCUACAUGACUAUCCUCAACCAAAGCGGCCUGGCCGAGGAGCAGGAUUACCCCUACAGACCCCAGCUCUCCAAAGGCUGCCAAAAGAAAAAAAAAAGGGCCUGGAUCCACGACUUCUUGAUGCUGCAUAAGGAGGAGAAUUACAUGGCCCAGUAUCUGGCAGAAAAGGGACCCAUCACUGUGACCAUCAACUCGCGACUCUUAAAGAGCUACAUUAGAGGGGUGAUCAAACCAGGGAACAACUGUGACCCCAAGUACGUGGACCACGUGGUGCAGCUGGUGGGCUUUGGCCAAAUCCACAACUUUACCUACUGGAUCCUCAAGAACUCCUGGGGCAGCAGCUGGGGAGAAAAGGGAUAUUUCCGGUUGCAUCGGGGAAGAAACGCCUGCGGCAUCACAAAGUUCCCACUGACGGCUGUGCUGAAGGAAGGCCAGACCCCCCCCAUGCGCUGCCCCACCUGAAGACUCCCUCGAGGCCUCCCCCCCCAUGCUCAUGGCCUACGAGGCAUCUUGUACUUGAACUCAAUAAAGCCGCUGGUCUUUGGCUCUCAAGUGCGCUGGCAAAUGGAGGUGGGGAAAGCUCCCAGGGAAGGGAGAAAGCAAGGGAUUGUGGGAGCCGGGAAGGCCGUGGCCAUCUGGUCCGGCUCCCACUAGAACAGCUUGCUGAGGGGUCCCUG
Messenger RNA from Sarcophilus harrisii (Tasmanian devil), 1194 nucleotides. It is a transcript of the gene CTSW, whose product is annotated as cathepsin W. Gene Ontology annotation, molecular function: cysteine-type endopeptidase activity. The transcript is spliced from 10 exons. Lineage: Eukaryota; Metazoa; Chordata; Mammalia; Dasyuromorphia; Dasyuridae. Bases 65 to 979 code for a protein of 304 amino acids. The record is from RefSeq and is a predicted model, not a curated record. Gene Ontology annotation, cellular component: lysosome.